This is a messenger RNA of Tripterygium wilfordii, 2110 nucleotides long. RefSeq names its product TITAN-like protein. Bases 119 to 1648 code for a protein of 509 amino acids. NCBI's taxonomy places the organism in Eukaryota, Viridiplantae, Streptophyta, Magnoliopsida, Celastrales, Celastraceae. The transcript is spliced from 6 exons. The record is from RefSeq and is a predicted model, not a curated record.
GGGAGGAGCAUACGGUGACGUUUCUGAGGCAAAACGCUGUCAUGGAGGAAUCUACAUACAGGAAUGGAGGAUCGUAUGAGAUUUCAAAAACCCUAAUCCUAAUUUCAAAAUCGAUACGAUGAACAAGAAGAACAACCACCACAAUGCAAAUAGGAAGGUUAAAGAGACGGACAAAAAGAAGAACCAGAAGGGAGAAUUCGAGUUCUGCAAGGUGUGUCGCCUGAAUCACGACCAAGGAGAGCGCCACAAGUACUUCCCGAAACACAAAAGUUCUCUCGCUGCCUUCCUUUCUCGGUUCCAAUCGAAGCUGAACGACGUACGUUACUUCGUCAAACAUCCUAUCGUCCUUGCCUCGGAGCAUGCCUCUCGCAAUCGCCUGUGGUGUGUCUUCUGCGAUACUGAUAUUGACGAGCUUGGUUGCUCCUUUGCAUGUGAAAAUGCAAUCAAUCAUCUCGGAAGUGGUGAACAUUUGAAAAUCUUGAAGAAAUUCUUGUGGAAAAAUGGUGGUGGCAUGGAUUGCGUUGAUACUUUCAGAAUUCUGGAAGCUGAUCUCACUAAGUGGAAGAACAAGUGCAAAUCAUUAAAGGAGGAGUCUGUAUCAGCUAGUGGAGGCUCUCAUGCCCUUCCAUUUGUUUCUGCUAAUGAUAUCCACAAUGAUCUGAACUUUGGAAAUAUAAAUAACUCUGACCAAAAUACUUUUGAUCCUUUUAAAUCCAAUUUUUCCAAUGGUGUUAUGCCUUUACAGUAUAAUACGAAUGAGUAUCAGAUAUCACAUUCGAAACUCCUUGAAGUUACAAAUGCUGGACCAGUCAGACAACAUUUUACUUCUCAUAUGCCUGUAGAGACACUUCGGGCUGCAAGUGCAAAUGCUUUGGGAGGUAUGGAAGAUGUCUUUCAUGUUUCUUUCAUCAUGAACUUUGUCAGGUUCAUUCCAUGGCAGAUUUUCCGGUGGAGAAAUAAUUAUCAUGUUAGUUUCUGGUAUAUCCUAUGUACAUGUUUUGCAGUGAAUCAGAAUGCCCAACUUUAUCCUACCUUUAAUGCUAUUGGCUUCUCGGGUAAUAACGAUUCCAGCUGUGUAGCAAUUAACCAGGUUUAUCAGGAUCAACGAGUUAUGAAGGAAGUGAGCAGUUCACAGUCACAGGGUAAUGGAUUGCCAAAUGUUUCUCAGAUGUCUUGCAUGGCUCCAGAAGGGCUUGGAGGAAAUGUGCACACUGGAGCACCUCCUCCUUGGCUUGAAACUUCUGGGGAAAAUGAGUUAAAUGUGAAAAGAUCAGCUUCUAGUAGCUCUAUUUCUCUUUCGAGUAAGUCAGGGAAGUCACAUAAGUUGAAUCCUAAAAGGGUGGGAGCUGCUUGGGCAGAAAAGAGAAAGCUUGAGCUGGAAAUGGAGAAGAGAGGAGAGAUUCUACGGAGCGAUUUUGAUGAUGACUGGCUUCCUAAUUUUGGUAGAGUUUGGCAAUCAGGUAGUCGAAAGGAAUCAAGAAAGGAAUUUGAAAUGGAGAAACAAAAAACACAAAAAGUUGAGGUUCACUCUGAGCCAGCAAUUGAGAUACAGCCUUACAUCAGCAAACGCAUGCGAAAAGAGCAAGUGAGUGGAAGCUCUGGUGAUUGUCAUGGAACUAAUGACGAUUUCGGUGACAAUCAUACUUAGAGAUUUCUCUAAAUAUUCUUUUAUCAUUUUCAUGGGAGACUGGAUUGGCCUGCGGAUCCUUUUUUCAAGGUGGGAUGUGAUGUGAUCACGGUAACCUCUAUGAAUUGGCGUUUUUUAGUCCCACACUGCACAAAGGAUAGAGUCAUUUUGUUUUAGUCCCUUGUCCCUACUCCCUGCUGCAGCCAUGGACCUGGAGACUGAAUUGUGGAGGCAGUUUGUUGAUACCCCUUGCGUAUUACUUAAAUUGGACAAAAUCUGAUACACUGACAUCUAGUUUCUCUCUCUACUAGUUGAAAUAAGAUUAUGUAGCUACUCUUUCUCAACUGGAAUGUCAAGGUGACCUAGGGGACCUUAAUCUGUCUCCUCUGAGUUGUCAGAUUCUGCGUUCCAUAUUUCCGUGUAUCUGACCUCAUGCUGCGAAUCAAUGAACUAACUGUGAAUGACUUCAUCCUUUUCACAUUA